CUUGUCCACCUCCCCCUCUUCUCCUCUCUUCUCUUCCGCCGGUCAACCCAGCGUCCGUCCCGAUCCAUGUCGCUCGACGAGGUCUCCCGCAAGUCCCCCGCGCCGCCGGCGUCCCCGCCGCGGAUGGACUCGUGGGCUCGAGGCGGGCGCCGCACCAAGCGCCGUGGCGGCGCCGGGAGCGGCAGCUUCGGCGGCGGCGCCGAGUCCGACGACGAGUACGUCGCGCUCUGCCUCGUCAUGAUGGCGCGCGGCGUCCGCGGCGACGCCGACGAGGACUUCGCCGUCGUCAAGGGCGUGGGCGUUGCCGCCCCGAGGAGGCCGCACGGGUACGAGUGCUCCGUGUGCGGCAAGGUGUACGCGUCCUACCAGGCGCUCGGCGGCCACAAGACGAGCCACCGGAAGCCGCCAGCACCGCCUGCGCAAUCGGCGCCCGCGGGCGGCGGCGACGAGGCCUCCGCAGGCGGCGCCGUCGCGGAGGCGAGGGUGCACCGGUGCUCCCUCUGCGACCGCACGUUCCCGUCGGGCCAGGCGCUGGGCGGGCACAAGCGCCUGCACUACGAGGGCGGGGCCGCCGCGGCCGAGGCCCUCGGCGGCGGCAAGGACAAGGAGGCCGCCAAGGCCAAGGCGGCCGCGCUGCUCAGGGACUUCGACCUGAACCUCCCCGCGGCGGCUUCCGAGGCCGAGAGCGGCCCGCCGGAGGCCAAGAGGGCGCGGACGGCGAUGCUUCUGGCAGCAGUCUGAUCGGCGGCGGCGGCGCGGUUUAGGUUUUGGUGGUUUUUAGGAUAGGUUCAUUUCGAUUAUUGCCAUUUGGUUGAUUGCUUGAUUUGUUCUCUGCCUCCGGACGGGAAAUUGUGCGCUGGUGGAGGGUGUUGAUAUGGUAAGCGCAGCCAGCGUUUGCGUGGCGCCGUGGUGUUACCGAAACUUUACUUUGCCCGUGGUUUGACUCUCGCCGUCGGAUAAAGAAAUCCGACGGCUAGCUGGGAUCGGACUUUCUUGUGACCCUUGGUCAAAACUAUAUAAAGAAACUUUCCUUCUUC
Messenger RNA from Lolium rigidum, 1037 nucleotides. RefSeq names its product zinc finger protein 1-like. The record is from RefSeq and is a predicted model, not a curated record. NCBI's taxonomy places the organism in Eukaryota, Viridiplantae, Streptophyta, Magnoliopsida, Poales, Poaceae. Gene Ontology annotation, molecular function: DNA-binding transcription factor activity. The transcript has a single exon. The coding region runs from base 67 to 741 and encodes 224 amino acids.